AUGGAAAUGUCAGUGAAUAUGGAAUGCGAUUUGUCAUGCGAUCCGGCUAACCCCCGGCGCUCUCUGGUACCCGGGCCAGAGAGUGUGAAAUAUGCUACCGAAGUCUCCACAGGAGUAGGUGACCAGGCUCCUGUGAAAGAAAAUGCUACUGGAAGACGCAAGAUGGUGCAACAGGCUUUUCACCCAUCCCUGUUCUCAAGACCUAGAAGCAACUCACUAGGUAUACCCAAAUAUAGACUCGACCCUCAAAAA
Molecule: messenger RNA, 252 nt
Organism: Brenthis ino (lesser marbled fritillary)
Lineage: Eukaryota; Metazoa; Arthropoda; Insecta; Lepidoptera; Nymphalidae
Source: the annotation of a GenBank genome assembly